CGUUCUUCAUAACUUGUGUGUCCUUUAAAUUGUCUGCAUUUGUGUUUUUUUGCAGUAAAGCUGAAAUUUUCAGCAGCAAGUGAACGCAACACGGUAAAGCGAGUCAUUUGUUUUCGCUGAAUGGAGCCGGCCGGAUUGGACGGCGGGGGGUUCCGCCCACAAACACACAAGGUGGGAGUUGGAAAAAGAAAAAAAGAAAAAGAAAAACACGCCGGGCUAAAAUGAAGCUGUCAAAGCAGCGCUUAAAAUGCAGUAAAAGAAGGUUUGGAGCAAAAGGGAGGCGGAAAGGGCGCAGACAGGAGCUGGAGGGAACCACUGUCACUGGAGGGGACAUCUCAGAUAAAUGCGUCAGAUACUCAAAAAAUAUAUAUAUUUGAUCCAAUUAUAUGAGUUUAUUUAAUAGUUUUAUAAAACUAUACGAUCAGAGGAGUAGUGACAUAUUCAAUGAAAUCAACAUUUAUUUGAUAAAAGUGGAGCAAACUUCGGAUGGGGAGAAAAGUGUCCUCGGUUGUGUUCAGAGUCCGCGGCGCAGCCUCGGAAACAUGUCUGUGUCGGCGUAGCGAAAUGGUUGGAUGGAGGGAGGAUGGCUGCUGCGCGUUGAGUGGAGGGAGAGGGAGACAGCGCGUGAGAUGGAGGCGGGGGAAGGACCAUCUCUGCGGGGACUGGAGCCCGGGACCGACGGCGCAGUGCUGGCUGUCGUUCAACCCUCCCCUUCUUCCUCCACAGCGACUCCGAGCCUCGCGACCAGACAGGCAUAUUAACAAAUGAAUGGAGAAAUGGAGGCAACAGCCCAAGAUCAAGUGUGGGCGCAGGAAGACCUCCUAAGACUGCUGGAGGCCAUGAAGGUGGCCCUGCCACAGAAAGACUUGACAAAAUACAAAACGUCAGAGUCCCACCUGGACUGGCAGAAGGUGGCUUUCAACUCCUACACGGCAGAGAUGUGCCGGCUGAAGUGGCUGGAAGUCUCAAAGGAGAUUCGUAAGUUUAGAACUCUGACGGAGCUGAUAGUUGAUGCUCAAGAUUACAUCAAGAAUCCCUAUAAAGGCAAGAAAAUUAAGAAGCAUCCCGAUUUCCCCAAGAAGCCCUUGACUCCAUACUUUCGGUUCUUCAUGGAGAAGAGGGCCAAAUAUGCAAAGCUGCAUCCCGAAAUGAGCAAUUUGGAUCUGACAAAGAUCCUUUCCAAGAAAUACAGGGAAUUACCAGACAAAAAGAAGAAAAAAUAUGUUGAAGAUUUCCUUCGAGACAAAGAGGCGUUUGUGCAGAGCAUGAUGAAAUUCAGGGAAGAGCAUCCGGAUCUUGUGGAGACGAUUACCAAGAAAGGUUCAAAUGUCCCAGAAAAACCCAAGACGCCGCAGCAGCUUUGGUACAACCAUGAAAAGAAGGCCUUCCUAAAGACACGCCCUGAUGCGACCACCAAAGAUAUUAAGGACAGUCUUGGCAAACAGUGGACACAGCUGCCUGAUAAAAAGCGACUAAAGUGGAUCUCUAAGUCUCUGGAGCAGCAGAAAGUGUAUGAGGAAACGAUGCGGGGGUACAUCCAGCAGCACCCGGAGCUGAACAUGACUCAGGAAGAUUACGUCAAGUCCAUCCUGACUAAGGCCGAGCGCCACCUGAAGGACAAAUCCGACGGCCGACCCGACAAGCCUCCUCCAAACGGCUACUCCAUGUUCUGCGCGGAGCUCAUGUCCAGCAUGAAGGACGUCCCCAGCACAGAGCGCAUGAUGAUGUGCAGCCAGAGGUGGAAGCUGCUGAAGCAAAACGAGAAGGACGCCUACCAGAAACGCUGUGAACAGAGGAAGAAGGAGUAUGAGAUUGAAAUGAACAGAUUUCUCAGUUCUUUAUCAGAGGAGGAGCAGCGGCGAGUGCUGGGGGAGGAGAAAGUGGGCUUUAAGAGAGGAGGUCGAGCCAACAGUCCUGCCACGAAAAAACAAGCCUCCAAAGCAAAGGCCAAUCCGGAGAAACCCAAAAGGCCCAUUUCUGCCAUGUUCAUAUUUGCUGAGGAGAAGCGUCAGAAGCUGCAGCAGGAGAGGCCUGACCUCUCAGACAGCGAGGUCACCAGAUACCUGGCGCGGAUGUGGAACGACCUGCCAGAUAAGAAGAAGGAGAAGUAUAAACGCCUGGAAUUAGUCUUGAAAGCGGAAUCGGAGAAGAAGGAGAAGGAGGAUCGAAGUCGUCUUCCAGAUCCACCCAAGACUGCUCAGGACAUUUGGCAGCAGAGUGUAAUCGGAGACUACCUUGCCAGAUUUAAGAAUGACCGUCCCAAGGCACAAAAAGCCAUGGAGGGAGCCUGGAGCACCAUGGAGAAGAAGGAGAAGAUCAUGUGGAUCAAAAAGGCAGCAGAGGACCAGAAGAGAUACGAGAGAGACCUGUGCGAGAUGCGCUCUCCUGCCGCCGCCGCCAUCGCCUCAGGGAAGAAAAUGAAGUUUGAGGGUGAACCCAAGAAGCCGCCCUCAAAUGGAUAUCAGAAGUUUUCUCAGGAGAUGCUCUCCAACGGGGAGCUCAACCACCUUCCGAUGAAAGAGCGGAUGGCCGAGAUCGGCAGCCGGUGGCAGAGGUUACCCCUGAAGGACAAGGAUCGCUACAAGAAGAUUGCCGAGGAGAAGCAGAGGCAGUACAAAGUCCUGCUGGAGCAGUGGCUCGCUAGUCUGUCUACUCAAGAAAGAAACGUCUACAAAGAAUAUAUAUCACAAAAACGGAGAAACCCUUCUAAACCCGGCGGCCCCUUAGUGAAGUUUAAGAAAUCUGACACUGAAGAGGAGGAAGAUGAUGAUGAUGACGACGAUGACGACGAGCAGGAGAAAGCUUCGUCUGAGGGAGACUCGUCCAGCGAUGAUGAAGAUGAUGACGAUGACAAGGAGGGAGACGACGACGACGAUGAUGAUGACGAUGAUGACGACGACGAUGAUGACGAUGACGAGGCAGAAGACAAGGAGAACAAGUCGGAGGACAGCAGCAGCGAGUCAAACUCUGCCGGCUCGUCGGACUCGGAUUCAGACUAAAACGGAGCCGGCGUCGCCGCGGAAGGAACUGAGCAGCGCUGAGCUGAGCCAAGAGUCCAGGGAGCUCUGCCACUGUGCCAACCCUGCUCUCCUCUCACCACUAGAGGGAGCCACUGUACCGCUUUCUCCAUCCCGCAUCCAUUUUAUGUUGGUCAGAAUCAGAACCCACGGAAGGACCCUCCCUCCGAACUCACUCUUUCCCCUCAGGUGUCUGACAGCACUGGUCGACUCGCUGCCGAUUAGCCAAAAAAAAAACAGCAUUCCACUGCUUUGGUGAGGUCAUGGACGUUCCUGUUCCUGAUCUUCACGGUUCUUUUGAGGACUGUGGGUAAUUCCCAACCCUCCCACGUUUCUUUGAGUUCUCCGGUUUAAAGACGGGCAGCAUGUCUCGGUUAACACGGAACAGUGGAUCGCAUUUAGGAGACGGGAAGGGGGGAGGCGCUGAAAAAUUGCACUCUUCAGAAUGUUUCUUUUAAUAGUUUUUCUCGUUGUUUGGGUCUCUGUUCUUAAGUUGUGUUAGCUUUUAUAGUUUGGUUCUGACAGAGGUGGUAUUUCUUUCAGGAAAAAAAAAAGUCAAGCCAUGAUGAAUGUCCUUGCUGGAAAACUUCAGAUCCUUUCACUAAACACGGAGUCUUUAAACCCGCCACAGACGAUAGGUGCUUUCAGACCAGGAGUUUUAGCUUCUGAGGAAUAUUUUUUAACAUUUUUUUUCCCUCUUUGCUUACGUCUUUUCAACAUUAGAAUCAAACUGUUAAUCCCACAUCACCAAAACUGGCUGUUACACAAAUCAAGACGUUAAUGUAAACAAUACACCCUUACUGUUGUGUUUCAGAUUUAAUGAAACAUCGAGGAGUGCUGCUGCUAGAAGUGAAGCCCAAUGCAACUUUAUUUAUUUGUUUUUAUCUUCCUAUUCGUUUUUCUGUUGGGGUUCCUUUCAGGAGAGAGCAGAGCUGUCCUUCAGCCACAGCUUUUUAAACUGUUACGUCUGAUCGCACCUAUCAAGUCCAGGUGGAUGUAAAUAUUAGCUGUAAUAAACCAGAUUUAAAUUGUUUUCAGCCUCUAAGUCUGGCAUAAAAAAUGUUUGAAGCCCUUACUGUAAUCACCUCCGGUUGAGGAUUUUGUGUCACUUUUACAGAUGUUGAAGGUUAUUUGCAAAUUUUUUUCUUCCCUAAACACAAAAGUCUUUGAUUUUCUUGUGUCUUCAACUAAAUCAUCCGUAGAAACUGGCGUAUUAGCAGCUCUUUACAUCCACUCUGUUGCAUAAGUCGUAAACUCCUCCGAUGAGUCAACGGUAAUUCUUCAGCUGAAGUUAUCUCUUUAAAAGUAUUUAAAUCUGAUGCUAUUUCUCAAACUGUCCAUUUUUAUUUUAAAGACUUUGGCUUUAUGAGUUUCUGUCUCCAGCUUAUCCAAAAAAAAAAAAAAAAAGUGUGCACUUAUUGUAAAUCUGUCCUGAGUUUGUGCACGCUUGCACAGAUCUCUGUUAGGAUGUGUGUUUCUUUGCUUUAAUGUGUGCUGUUAUGUUGGACCCCGUGACGGGACUGCAGCGUGCACGUAUGUUUGUGCCCGAGCGGGACAUCACACCAACACCAUGAAUGUAGAUAUUCCUCAACUAUUUUUUUUUGACAUUUUCUCGUCCAAAGGUCUUUACUGUCGAGUCACCAAUUACUCGAGUCAUUUGUUCGUCAUGGAUGAUUGUGACCACAACGAAUCUCAUCACUGACAAACAAAACCAGCGCGGACUAUUGAACAACCUGGAAGAGGGAAAGGGAAAAGAACACGUGGAGCUCUGUGAAAGGGAUUCGCAGAACUGAUUUUGCCAGUGGACUUGGAGUACAAAAAUAUGUAAUUUUUUCCUGUAAAUACAGUUUUUGUAUCGAGUGCUUAUUAUUUUGUUAGUACUUUGAUUUUUGGAAACCCUCAUCUGUGAUAUUGGAAGCCGGUGAGUCUUUCACUCAUCGGGAAGAAUCUUUGGUUAAAUCCACCCGUUUAUUUUUUGUUCCUCUGCCAGCUGUUGGUUUCUAGAGUUCUCUAUAACAGCAAAGCUUUACAAGUUUGUACUGCUGACCAUUUGACAGAAUUUGAUGUUUUAUAUAGCUGAGGGUGUUCUUAUGUCCUUGUAGUUCAAGUAUUUGAGCAAAUAAACAACAAAAGCUUGAAAA
This is a messenger RNA of Oryzias melastigma (Indian medaka), 5158 nucleotides long. RefSeq names its product upstream binding transcription factor (gene ubtf). Lineage: Eukaryota; Metazoa; Chordata; Actinopteri; Beloniformes; Adrianichthyidae. The transcript has 21 exons. The coding region runs from base 765 to 2999 and encodes 744 amino acids. The record is from RefSeq and is a predicted model, not a curated record.